Molecule: messenger RNA, 3509 nt
Organism: Nymphaea colorata (pocket water lily)
Lineage: Eukaryota; Viridiplantae; Streptophyta; Magnoliopsida; Nymphaeales; Nymphaeaceae
Product: COP1-interactive protein 1
Exons: 16
Coding region: 593-3295 (900 amino acids)
Source: RefSeq, a predicted model, not a curated record
CCCUUUCUGUGUCCCGGCAGCUCCAAGGAGGGGCCUAUAAAUGGCGGGAGAGAUUCGCUCCCAAAUUUUCCCCUUCCUGGAGAGUUGCAAGCCAAAUCGUUCUAGGGCACCGAUCUUGCGAAUUUCCCAAUCAAGGAUUUCUGUGCUUCUCCAAUAAGUCUGUUUAUGCUUUUCAUUAAUUUAUUUUUUAUUAUUUUCCAAUCUUAUUUUUCGAUUUCAAGAUUCCGGAAAAGUAAGAUUAAUCUCCCGCGAGGGUCCGUGCGUCGAGAAAUUUUGCUACAUUUGUUUUUCCAGCCAUCUCUCUCUCUCUGUCGCGUUCGGCUGUGAAUGACGGUCGACGUUUGAUUGUUGAUUCCCAAUGCCUGGUGAUUCAGUCUUUUUAUUCGGGGCGCUUGGUUUUCUAGGGUUUGCUGGUCCCGGGGCUGGAGGUUUUUCCGUUGUUUCUGGGUUAAAAUGUGAUUGAGAAGAUUGGGGAGAGGGGAUUUAAUGAUGUUUCGUUUAGUCGCUUAGCUGAACACAGGAGAUUUUUGGGUUUAGGGUUAGGUGUUGAAUCUGGGCAACUCCCCGAGGGGGUUUGAGGUGGUGUAAUCACAUGGAGAGUGGGGGAGGAUUGGUGACGUCGGCAGGGCACAGCUCCUCAUCGUCCGUUCCGUCCUUGCAGUCUUCAAGGAAGGAAUGGAAGGCCAACAACGACCAUGCGCUUCGCGAUUCUGGUGUCCAGGAGUUGGAAAGAUCGAAGUUGAGCCAAUCGGAUGAGAAGACGAUUUAUGAGGUGCAGCAAGGAACUGGGCCUCUGGAUGUUGAUUUUUGUUCGAUUACUAUAGAUAAUGGGGUGCACGAUGAUCCAUUGCAGCAGAGACUUCGUGAUGUCACCAGACAGAGAGAAGAACUGCAACAAAUGGAAAUUGAACUCAGGGCUCGGGUUAUUGCUGGGACAGAAAUUAUGGAAACGCGCAAAAGUUUUGAGUCUCAACUCAAGGACCAUGCUGAAGCCUAUGCUAACCUGAAGGAGCAACUCCAAGAAAGAGAAGAAUUCAUUCGUGAGUUGGAGAAGAAGAUGGAAGAUAUGGAUAGAGAGCUUCGUGCAAUUAAACUUGACAAUGAAAAAGCAUGGGCCAAGGAGGACCUUCUUAGGGAGCAAAAUAAAGAGUUGGCGACCUUUAGAAGAGAACGUGAUAAUUCUGAUGCUGAAAGAGCCCAACAUAUUACACAAAUACAUGAGCUCAAAGCACAUAUCCAGGAAAAGGAAAGGCAGUUUCUUGAGUUGGAGGAACAGCAAAGGGUUGCCCAAGAAACAAUCAUGUACAAGGAUGGCCAACUUAGAGAGGCACAAACUUGGAUAGCCAGAGUCCAAGAAAUGGAUGCAUUUCAGUUGACUGCCAAUCACUCAUUGCAAGCAGAACUUCGUGAACGUACUGAUCAAUAUAAUCAGCUUUGGUUGGGUUGCCAAAGACAGUUGGCAGAUAUGGAGAGGCAUCACAUGCAAACUGUACAGCAACUUCAAGCUGAAUUGGCAGAGGCACGUGAACGGUGUGGUGUCUAUAAUGAAGAUGUUUCAGUGGCAAGAGUUAAUGAAAAAGAUUCUUCUCAUUAUGUACAGAAGAAGGGCAACCAAUUUGAUGUGAAGGGUGGUGCUGGUUCUAGUUCUAACUCUAUGGUUCUGCCAAAUGGGAACACAGAAAGUUCACCGUCUUUUGCUUCAGCCACUAACAUAUCGCCCAAGCUUGAUCAUGCACCUGCAGUUACAGUUGUUCCAUCAUCUGUUUAUGGCAUGAAUGCUUUUGUUCCACCUGGGCAUGUUCCUCCUUUACAUCCAUACAUAAUGCACCAAAGUGGUAUCCCACACGCGGUACCAUCAGCAAAUUCUCAUAUUUCUCAGUCUCAAAUAGGGCAUUAUAGGCCGGUGGCUUCUGUUCAGUCAAAUCAAUACACAAUGGAACAACAGGCAGUUCCAGAGAACUCAAAGAUAUCGAGCCAGAACCAGCAACUUCCUGCUUCCCAAAUGGAGCAGUCUUCUCUUGUAUCACCUAUUUGUUUUGAGUACGAACCUUCAUCAGAAACACAUGGUAACGAUACUGAUUAUCUGACAUCUCAGCAAGGCCCUUCCCAAGCUGCUGUUACCGUGGGUGUCACUGUAUCUGAGGAAGGACAGGAACAAGAUCAAGCUCAGUCUGUCAAGGAGGAGUCCCAUUUUCAUGACUCCAGCUUGAAGUCAUCCGAACCCGUUAGUGUGAAAGAAAAGACUUUCUCUGAGCAUGAAGUUCUGCAGCAACAAGAUGCACCAAUCAGAAGGGAUCCAGCUAAUCCACUUCCACAGGGUCAGUCUGCAAGUUUCCUGGACAGGAUUAGCCAUGUAAAAGGGGAGCAAGCUUUAACAGUUGAGCAGCUGAGGGCAAGUUCUACUGUGCCCCAUUCGGGUGCUUCACCUCAAGCUUCUGGUUAUGAGAACAUCACAGAGAGCAAGGAAGGCCAUAUAGUCCCGUCUGAAGAGCGACUUUUAAGUUCUGUGCCUUCAGGUACUCAGAUGUCUGGGAAAGUUUUGGAACCUGCCCUUCUGGAUGAAAAAUCACUAUUGGCAUGCAUUGUCCGAGCUAUACCUGCUGGAAAUAGUGGUCAUAUACGCAUUAGUACAACUCUGCCUAAUCGCCUUGCAAAAAUGCUCGCACCACUUCAUUGGCAUGAUUAUAAGAAGAAAUAUGGAAAGCUUGAUGACUUUAUGGCCAACCAUCCUGAAUUAUUUGUAAUUGAAGGAGAUUUUGUUCAUCUACGCGAAGGGGCACAAGCAAUUAUUUCAGCAACCACAGCUGUUGCAAAAGUUGCUGCAGCAGCUGCUGCUUUACCAUCUAGCUCAGCAUGUUUGUCAACUGUUUCUGUUACUCCAGCUGCUCAGAUUCAACGUCUCAGGAAAGCUUCAUCUUUUGUUCCAAAAUCUGGUAGUGGCAUUUCAUAUGCAGAACAUGCAGCUCAACCUGAUGGCAAUGAUGCACGCUUUAACCAAUCUUACCCCUGGACAUUACAAAAUCAGGAGGUAAAUGGUGUUUCUUGCGAUAGGCUUCAAGGAACAAUGGGUCCCAAUAUAAAAAUUUUGAGCAAUAGAAAGGAUGGCUUGGUUCAAAAUGGCCAUGUCAAGGAAGCAAGGCAUGAAAAAGCAAGUUCGCAUGACAAUGUUGGGAGAUUAGAAAAUUCUGGAAAAGCUAGUUUGAUUGAUUUUCAUAGCACAGCAUCAAUGAAUGAAAGGCGUGGAGCGAAACAAAUAGGAAGGGUUGCUGGGCCUGGGUUGACUUCCAGAAGAUGAGGGAUAAGGUGGAGGUCAUGGGGUCGUACUUGAUCGCUUGAAGAUGUAUCAUCAUUAUUUCUUGGCUGUAGGGAUGAUUAUUUUCCUGGUGGCAAGAUACCCAUUAUUGUUUCUUGAAGGAGCAAGAUCGGAUAUCAGGCAAGGAUAUCUUGUCGAAGCCCUACUUGUCUUGACAUUGUUUUCUUAAUUGAAAAAAAGUUUUGAUCCAUGGUUA